Molecule: messenger RNA, 1303 nt
Organism: Zonotrichia leucophrys gambelii
Lineage: Eukaryota; Metazoa; Chordata; Aves; Passeriformes; Passerellidae
Gene: SUCLG1
Product: succinate-CoA ligase GDP/ADP-forming subunit alpha
Exons: 9
Coding region: 81-1076 (331 amino acids)
Biological process (GO): tricarboxylic acid cycle
Cellular component (GO): mitochondrion; succinate-CoA ligase complex (ADP-forming)
Molecular function (GO): succinate-CoA ligase (GDP-forming) activity; succinate-CoA ligase (ADP-forming) activity
Source: RefSeq, a predicted model, not a curated record
CAGAAGGCGCCGCGGAGCCGCUUCCGCCGCCGGGGCGGGCCGAGCUCGGGGCCGCCGCCGCCGUCAUUGCGGAGGGGACGAUGUCUCGCUGCAGCCCCGCCGCCGCCCGCCUGCUCGGCCGCUUCCUCCGCCUUCCACAGAAUGGAGUCCGACACUGCUCCUACACAGCAUCCAGGAAAAACCUGUAUGUUAACAAGAACACAAAGGUUAUCUGUCAGGGUUUUACAGGCAAACAGGGCACCUUUCACAGCCAGCAGGCAUUGGACUAUGGCACCAAUCUAGUUGGAGGAAUUUCUCCAGGGAAAGGGGGAAAAACUCAUCUAGGUCUGCCUGUGUUUAAUUCUGUGAAGGAGGCCAAAGAACAAACGGGUGCUUCAGCCACUGUCAUCUACGUCCCUCCCCCGUUUGCUGCUGCUGCCAUCAACGAGGCCAUCGAUGCAGAGAUGCCCCUGGUGGUGUGCAUCACCGAGGGCAUCCCCCAGCAGGACAUGGUGCGCGUCAAACACCGCCUGCUGCGGCAGAACAAGACCCGCCUGGUGGGCCCCAACUGCCCCGGCGUCAUCAAUCCUGGAGAAUGUAAAAUUGGUAUCAUGCCUGGUCACAUUCACAAGAAAGGAAGAAUUGGUAUUGUGUCAAGAUCUGGAACCCUGACGUACGAAGCUGUUCAUCAGACAACACAAGUUGGGUUGGGGCAGUCUUUUUGUGUUGGUAUUGGAGGUGAUCCCUUCAAUGGCACUAAUUUUAUUGACUGCCUUGAUGUCUUCCUGAAGGAUCCUCACACUGAGGGGAUCAUAUUGAUUGGGGAGAUUGGAGGAAAUGCUGAAGAAGAUGCAGCAGCAUUUUUAAAAGAACAUAAUUCUGGCCCCAAUGCCAAGCCAGUGGUGUCCUUCAUAGCUGGCCUGACAGCUCCUCCGGGCCGGCGGAUGGGCCACGCUGGAGCCAUCAUUGCUGGGGGCAAGGGGGGAGCCAAGGAGAAGAUUGCAGCCCUGCAGAGUGCAGGGGUUGUGGUCAGCAUGUCCCCUGCUCAGCUGGGCACCACCAUCUACAAGGAGUUUGAGAAAAGGAAAUUGCUGUAAGAGAAGACACUUUGGAAUACUUUCUCCAAAACACCAGUGCAGCACCCGGCCUCCGCUUAUCUUUUGUCUGCUAAUCUUCAGUUGCCCCAAUGUCUUGACAUUGGUCAAUGAAUUUGACUGGGAAGCCAGAAACCUCCUGGCUAAACCUGUUUUGGUGUCUCCUUGUUUCAGACAUUGUCACCCUGUUGUAAAUCACAGCAAAUUAAUAAAUCUACUACUAAAUCUGA